Culex quinquefasciatus (southern house mosquito) is the source of this 2269-nucleotide messenger RNA. RefSeq names its product homeobox protein aristaless. The coding region runs from base 1 to 972 and encodes 323 amino acids. The record is from RefSeq and is a predicted model, not a curated record. Lineage: Eukaryota; Metazoa; Arthropoda; Insecta; Diptera; Culicidae. Gene Ontology annotation, biological process: mRNA splicing, via spliceosome; regulation of transcription by RNA polymerase II. The transcript has 4 exons. Gene Ontology annotation, cellular component: spliceosomal complex. Gene Ontology annotation, molecular function: DNA-binding transcription factor activity, RNA polymerase II-specific; RNA polymerase II transcription regulatory region sequence-specific DNA binding.
AUGGCCAGCGGAAGGGCUUGGUCUCCCGGACAGAAGCCAACUUUUGUGAUAAAGUUCCUUUCCGAACCCAAGCUAUGCGUCAUUCGGAUGGUCAAGGCACAGUUUGAGUCGAUGGAACCACGGCGGUUUCGCAUCAACAAGAAGAUUCUCCAGGGGCCUCCAUCUCCGCCGGCACCGGUGCUUCACUCGCCGACGCUGAGGAACCUCCCAGGAAGCAGUGGUGGCGAACAAACCGAACCUGACCAGGAGGACGAUCGAGAAAGGGAAGAGUUGGCAAUGAAAAUUGGCCUGACGGAAGCACGGAUACAGGUCUGGUUCCAGAACCGUCGGGCCAAGUGGCGCAAGCAGGAGAAGGUCGGUCCGCAGGGCCAUCCGUACAAUCCGUACCUGACCGCCGGCGGGCAAGUUCCGUCGGCAACGGUCGUCGCACCGUCGCUACCUCCGAAUCCGUUCACCCAUCUGGGCUUCAACCUGAGGAAACCGUUCGACGCGGCCAGUUUGGCUGCGUUCCGCUACCCGACGCUAGGUGGCGGGCACGUGCUUCCGUCGGCCUACUUCAACCAGUUCCACAGGACUCCUCCACCGCCGCUGCUUCCGCCGGGCAUCGGUGCCAUGUACACUCCGUCGGCAUCCUUCCAGACGUUACUGGCGAACAUUUCCGCGGCCCAGCGAGCCCCGCCGGUGAUGCCCUCGAAGCCAUCCCCGCCCGGUGGCAGCGUAGUGACCAGCUCGGACUACCUGUCCCCGGUGGGGGGACCUCCACCUCCGGCCAGUUUACCGACGCCGGCCUCACCGCCGGUUUCGCCCACCUCAGUGCCAGUAGUUCCUGCCGGAGUUCCGGCGCCCGGCUCGACGACGCCUCCCCAGGACCGGCGCAGCUCUUCGAUCGCGGCCCUCCGGUUGAAGGCCCGCGAGCACGAGCUGCGGCUCGAGAUGCUCCGCCAGAACGGCCACAGUGAUAUCAUUAGCUAAGACACUCCCGAUUCCUUACAGUGUGUUCUUUGAUAUAGCAACAUAACCUAAAAGUGAGGUUAUGCGAACGCAUGCAUUCCUUUCCGUACUAUAAACGCACUAACCUACAACAAACAAUAGUCAUAACCUUAAAACUGCAGUAACCUAACCUACUUUACUCAACUAUUCAUCCAUACCGCAAUCCGCAUUUAGUCAGAGCAAUUCCAACCCUGCGUUUGACGUUUAUGACCUUGACCUGAUCAACAUUUAUAACCCUAGAGGUGGGCAACUGUCAAACGCAGGGUUGCACCAAUAAACACCAAUACAAGCAAAACAAACAGCGCGACCACAACCUCAUCAACCGACCAGUGUUGCCAAGGUCAUUGCAAUCUUCGGACUAAGCGUGCGUGUGCGUUGCAAACGCCCAAAGAGUCGCUCCCAGUCUUCGUCCACCGUACUCGUUUCGUCUGUUUAAUUAAUCGAGUCCUCAUCACGCGUGAGCAACAACAACAACAACACUCAGCAGUGCCGAAGGGAAUCACGGUAGCGGUCGUCAUUGACAACCCGUAAAUUUAACCUGAUUUCUACUCGGGCUGCCUCGAUCACCGUGUGUGUGUGUUUGUGCGCUUCAUCACCAUUUGUCAUUGACAGUUUCGCAGCAGAAAUAUGAAAUCUCUGCGAAGGCAGCUCAAAAAAAAAAUUAAUGAAAUGAAAAACGCUACCAUGUCACGCAAAGUAGUGCAGACAGACGGACACGGUCAGGGACAGGGUUUGGGACCCUUCGGCCAUGUUGACGGAGUCUGUUUGUGGGAUUUUAGGAGGGAGAGGGAGAGAGAUAGAGAAUCAGCAAACAGUUGAUCCUGCCGCGGGGGUGAGCAGAGCAGAGAGCAAAAGAGUGGAUUUGAUUUUUAAUAAAAAAAAAAGAAUAUGGAAAUUUGGGAACACUGCACAGAGCUGUUAAAUAACUUUGUGCGUUGAAAUUUUGUAUGACUGAUUUGUUUUUAUUAGAGAUAAUAAUAUCUUAAACUUAUCAUAUCAACAGUUCAUGUGCAGAUAUGUUUUUUUAAAUUACUUUGUUGAAUACUAAACUUCACAUGGUUUAAACAAAAAAAAAUUAUUGACACGAAACCAAUUAUUUCGAAGCUGUGCAAAUUAAAAUAUGUUUAUAAAUCACUUAUUCUUGUUUUUUUUUUUUUUUCGUUUUAUUUGAGGAUAUUGUUGAAAUCUAAAUUGAAAGUUCGGUUUUCAAAAUAUUCAAGCAGAUAAAAAAAAUUAAGCAUGAUUACAGUUACGCUUCUAUCAGAACUUUACAAAAUAG